Paramuricea clavata is the source of this 654-nucleotide messenger RNA. The record is from the annotation of a GenBank genome assembly. NCBI's taxonomy places the organism in Eukaryota, Metazoa, Cnidaria, Anthozoa, Malacalcyonacea, Plexauridae.
AUGAAAUAUGAGACGAAGGCGUCGGGGAUAUCGCCAAAAGUAACAGAAUUUGAUACUUUGAUAGAGGAGAUGUUGGAAAAAGAGGAGGCAAGCGAAGAGUUGAGGGCAACACAAGGUAUACAUAUCUAUAAAUACCAUGGCAAAAUGUCAUUGAUUUAUUUUAAAAACUUCGUAAUUAUAAUGGUAAAUUAAGCCCAGACCUCAGAUAUAUAGAUGUCGGUAACCUGGACAUACUGAAGUUGAUGGUGGGACAUACUGAAGUUGAGCAAAGACAUAAACCACUGUUAUUUUUUUAAGUGAAGCACAGAAAAAGAAAGUUGAACAAGAUCAGAGAAAUGCUGUGGAUAUUCUGAGAAGAAGGCAAUGGAAAGGUUUGAAGAGACAAAGAAAGGAGAAAUUGAAGAGAAGAAGAGAAAGCGAAGGUCAGGAUCUGAUACAUUGCAGUUUAUAAUGGAACAGUCAGAAAAUGAAAUGAACAUGAGGGGGAGGGAACUGGCAUUAGAAAAGGAGAAACAGACAAGGAAGGAGCAAAAGCACAAUGACUUCAAAGAGAUGGCAUUGCAGAUGGCUCAACAGCAAGUGGCCCAGUUCCAGAUGAUGUUCAUGCAACAAAACAAUUUAAUGCUGUCAAUUCUUGAGAAAAAGUCAUCAUAA